Fomitiporia mediterranea MF3/22 is the source of this 360-nucleotide messenger RNA. RefSeq lists its product as uncharacterized. Bases 1 to 360 code for a protein of 119 amino acids. The transcript is spliced from 2 exons. Lineage: Eukaryota; Fungi; Basidiomycota; Agaricomycetes; Hymenochaetales; Hymenochaetaceae. The record is from RefSeq and is a predicted model, not a curated record.
AUGGCCACUGCUUACCUUAUUCGAAAUGGUGUCAUGGACAGCACUGAGGAAUGUAAAUGUGUGUGGGGCAAAUGUGUCAAGAGUGAUGUCAAACAAGGAUUGUACGAAGGAGUAGAACACUAUGCUCGCGUGUGCUCGUCGAUUGUUGCUUGCGCUGCAGAGCAGGAAGAAGAACGUGAAUACAUGGAAUUAUUGAAGAAGUCGUUCAGCAUUGGUCAACAAUGCGGAAGCGCGAAUGCGAAUGCAAAAAGGAAGAGGAACGUGAAAAAAAGGAGGAUAACGAAGGAGAGGCAACGCAAGCAGCAGAACGAGGAGCAGAAGGGAUGGAAGGGAGACAAGAAGUUGGGAGGAGAGGGAUGA